Messenger RNA from Aspergillus fijiensis CBS 313.89, 3705 nucleotides. Its product is annotated as acetyl-CoA synthetase-like protein. The record is from RefSeq and is a predicted model, not a curated record. Bases 25 to 3678 code for a protein of 1217 amino acids. The transcript has 4 exons. Lineage: Eukaryota; Fungi; Ascomycota; Eurotiomycetes; Eurotiales; Aspergillaceae. Gene Ontology annotation, biological process: fatty acid metabolic process. Gene Ontology annotation, molecular function: medium-chain fatty acid-CoA ligase activity.
CUUCUUUACCCAACGCAAGAAACCAUGAGCCUCCCGACACCACCAUCACCACUUCUCUCCGACACCUACGAUGCUAAUCAAAAAGGUCCCACCAAGAGCCUGGGCGAGCUAUUCGCUGACAUCGCCCGCCAACUCCCCGACCACGAGGCAAUCGUCGCGCUCCAUGGGCAGUAUGCUGUCCGGUGGACCUUUGCUCAAUUACACGAUGCGAGUUGUCGUCUGGCAACCAUCAUAUCUAAUAACGGCCUGCGCCCGGGCGACCGUGUGAUGACCUUCAUGUCCAACGAAGCUGAAUACGCGCUGCUCUUCUGGGCAACAAUAAAUUUGGGCUGUCAAUUCGUGCCGAUGGACCCGCGGGUACUCGAUCACAUCACCGACGAGUCGGUUCAACUCCUUGAGCGACUUGAUCCCGCGGCCAUCGUGGUGUCGAAUCAGACCAUGGCGAUACAGGUAGAUGAGGUGGUAAAGAAAACGGACAGCUGCCGUCAUCGUCGUUGCGGCGAUAGGCGGCGGGAAAUCAUCAAGUACAGCCUUGGGGAAUGCCAUGAGGCUACUACUGGGGACUGGAAGGUGUUGACAGCCGCAGAGCUGGAGGCAGCAGGCGGCUGCAGCAAAGCAUGUCCAACUUCUCGCCCCGUCAACGAGACAUGCCUCAUCCUCCUCACAAGCGGCACCGAAUCCUUGCCCAAAGUCUGCGCACAUACGUCAAUGACUGUUGGCGCGCCCGCCCUGACCCUCAUGGAACAAUGGAAGCUGCGGGCUGGGGAGGACGUCCUCUGCCAACAUCUCCCGAACUUUCAUAUCUUCAGUAUCUUGCUGCAGGUCAGCUUUUGGCUGGCAGGCGCGACAGUGCUGAUCCCGAGUGCGGCGUUUGACGCGGCCAAGUCCCUUGACGCUUGCUUCUGGUGCCCUCAACGAGUCCAUGUUGCAUGCGUGCCUACAAUGCUUCGGGCGUUGGCUGCUGUCUGGGAAGGCGAAGCAGCGCCGCUGGCGGGAGCAGAGCGACGAUCACCAUAUUCAAUCAUUCUAGGCGGUGCCCCGAUAACCCAGGAUAGCUUGGAACUUGGCAAGGGGUUGGGUGCCCAGCACGUGGUUGCUGGUUACGGCACUACCGAGGGAGUGGGAGCACUCAUGAACACAAUGAGUGUUUCCACCAUCGUUCAAUCGGGCGCCGGGAUCCGUAUUUGCGGUCAUCAGAGCCGAAUGCCCCUGCCACGUGGACAGGUCGGCGAAGUUCAUCAAGGCGGCCUCCCAUUGAUUGCUGGGUACCUGGACGCCACAUCCAGUGAGGCGAAUAGCUCCUUCUACGAGCGCAACGGAGUCACUUGGAUGGCGACAGGUGACCAGGGAUACAUGGACACGGAAGGUGCGGUGUAUAUCUUAGGAAGAUAUAAAGAUUUGAUCAUCCGUGGGGGGGAGAAUAUUUCGCCUUGGAGAAUUGAGCAACAUCUCACUCGAUUACCAGGCAUUGCGGCCGCAUCAGUAGUCGGGGUGCCUGAUACCGUGGCCGGCGAAGUCCCUGUGGCUGUCAUUAUCCGAGAUAAUAACCAUCCCGAGCCCCAUAUGACUACGCAAGAGAUUCAAGAUGCGGUUUGCAGGAACCUAGGCAGGGCUUUCUCGCCAUAUCUGGUCCUAUCUUUGAACGAUAACCUAGGACAUGAUCGAUUCCCCACGACAAGGACCGGUAAAGUGCGAAAGGCUGAGCUCCGUGGAUGGGUGGAGGACUACCUAACGGAGUCUUCAAAGGAGCUCCAGGCAUCUCAAGGCCCUGAGUCCGGCACGGCGCUAGAGGAUCUCACUAGGUGUCUCGCGCGAAUCGCCGGAAUCAGUACGAACCAGAUUGACUGUGACAUCCCGAUUCGUGCCUAUGCGGAUAGUAUCAUGAUCAUGCAGUUCUUCCAUUUGGUGCAGCAGAAGGGUCUCGGUCGCCUCACGCAGCAGGACCUUGCCCAUCACAGCACCAUUCGUAAGCAGGUCAACCUGUUGCAGUCUCGCAAGUAUCAGACGAGUACCGGAAGCAUUUCGCCAGCUGGAAAUUCGGGCAAUAGCGGAUGGACAUUGUCAUAUUAUGACCAAUGUCUUCAGCUGCCAGAUCUCGAAGAGAAGGUCCUCCAGAAACUGCAGCCUCUGGGGUUUGGCCCGAGGGAUGUCGAAAGCGUGAUUCCCACGACAGACUACCUACAGCGCUUCGCACGGGACCAGUCCCGGUCAAAUUCGUGGAGUAUGCGGGCGGCCUGGCUGGCGCAGGAUUCGUCACUCACCCCCAACGAAUUGGAAUCUAUCCUUGAACUCUGGAUCCAGCGACAUCCCUUGUUGCGAGCGACAUGCAUCACCUACGACGAAGAACGGGAAUUGUAUCUCGUGAUGCAUCCGAGUGAUCGAUGGUUGCGGCUGCAGAUCAGCCAUGAUGACCUAGUGGUGGAGAAUGCGCAAGCGCUGCAAGACUAUCGAAUGAAUGAUCCUGCCUUCGACUGGGUGAACGUAGCCACUGGACCGCCGUUCAAGGCGACAAUCCUAAAGACCCGGGAGGGCCUCGCCGGAGUUAUCAUGCACUUUCACCACGCUGUAUUCGACGGGUUCUAUCUGUUCUCGCUGGCCCGUGACUUGCAGGAGCUCCUCAGAAGUACAGAGAGUCGAGGUAGCUCUUCCAGCAUGAUUUCAACGGUCCCGUUCCCGACAUUUGCUCGCGCCUUUCAUGCAUACAGAAUGACCCCUGAAGCCCAAAGGUCAGUGGACUUCCACGUGAAGCGGCUUCAAGGUCUGGCCGCGACGCCGAACUCGUUGUGGCCCCCACAGAAAGCGCCAGGGUGGAUGAAAGGCGACUGGCAGGACUGGGCUGCAUCGUGUUCCGACAGCGGCAGCAACAAUUUGUUCGGUCCCCGCGAGGCCCUCGACGGAGACCAAGGCCGGGGCACUGAAGGAAUAACGCGAACCCUCCACCUCCCCGAGUUGUCUUCGAUGCGGAGGCAGUUUGGGUUCCCGGCCUCGACCAUCGCGAAGUGUGCGUGUGUGAUGAUGAACUGGCGGCUCACGGGGAGCGAAGAGGCCGUGUUCGCCGGAGUUGAUUCGGGACGGCAUUGGCCCAUGGCUCUGGAACCAUCGUCGACAUCACCCUUAUCAUCGGAUGUUGGUGAUGCACUUCGAGUAGAUGGUCCCACAAUGACCUUCUACGUAAAUCGGAUCGGUCAAGCCCCCAACGAAACUGUGUAUCAGCUCCUGUCUCGUGUUCAAAGCUACCAGGAGGAGUUGUCGGCCCACGCGCACGCCCCGCUCAACGACAUCAAGGCCCGAUUGCGUGCGGCUGGCACUUCUGGCGCCGACGACUUGAGGGUGGCUGACGACGUCCUGCAUCGCCAAUCUUUCAACUGGCUGCUGGAGCAGUACGAGUCUUCCGCCGAUGACAAAAGCGAUCGACUCCGGCUGAUGGAUAACAUCUCACGCACGGACCUGGGCUUCAUGUGGUAUCCGAGCUUGGGACCGGGAGAUGUUCUGUCGUUGAACGUGACGUGGGAUGAUGCGCAGUUGAGGAACCACGAGGUCCUGGAUAUCACGACGGAGUAUAUGUGUGCGGCCGCCUGGAUUGCGGAUCCCGCCAAUGUCAAUCGAUUGGUUUCGGAGUGUCCUUUUGCAGGUGACUAUGCUAUCACUUACUGGGUUCCUGAGAGGAUCAGACGGUAAAGUCUGUUUCGAGGCGGGAGAUAUAUU